AGAGAUCAGCCGCUGGUAUAGUUAGAACGGCUGAUGGAACCUUCUGAGUGGGCCAAGACAAUGGAGCCUAAUGCUAAUAUGGACUCACAUGGGUUAGAUAAUAGCACAAAUACAAUACAUCAAUUAAUACCAGAAAGUCUGAAUACGCUGAGAGCUAGCGGUGAUCACCUAACGCUGGAUUUGUCCCAGCAGACAAUUCAAGAUAAUAAUCAACUGAUGGAAAUUGGGCAACGCACAAACUCCUCAGCGAACAAAGACUUGAAACAUGAAGAAAUAGAUCACCUUUUGCACAAAACAAUUCCCAAAGAGGAGAAACCUUCCGAAUUUACUGAGAGUUCAAAAAGUUUUAUAAAAAAGGAAACUUCUAAAUCAGAGCAAUUGACUGAAGCACAGGAAAAGCCUUUUAAAUGCACCGAAUGUGACAAAACGUUUGCACGUAAGUUUUGUCUCCAACAACACCAAAAGCUUCAUACAGGGGAGAAUCUUCAUAUCUGCAAAGAGUGCGGAAAAGUUUUUGUACAAAAAUCUAAACUGAUAUGUCAUGAAAGGAUCCACACAGGUGAGAGACCGUACAAAUGCAAACAGUGCGGGAAAGGUUUUCCAGAAAAACGUACUCUUGUGAUUCAUGGAAGAACCCACACAGGUGAGAAACCGUACGCAUGCUCAGUGUGUGGCAAACGGUUUAAGCAGAAGCCAGCCCUUGUAAGCCACCAACGAGUUCACGGUGAGGAGACGCCUUUCAUGUGUACGGAGUGUGGGGAAGGUUUUCCAGUAAAGAGUCUUCUGAAAUCUCAUUUACGGACUCACAGAGUGGAACGACCAUUUACUUGUACAGAGUGUGGGAAAUGUUUUCAACAAAAGUGUCAUCUCAAUUAUCACAUGCGGAUUCACACAGGAGAAAAUUUAUCCACUUGUAGAGAAUGUGGGAAAAGUUUUAUACAACGAAUUAGUCUCAUUAUUCAUGAGAGGACUCACACGGGAGAAAGACCUUUUACAUGUACCGAGUGUGGGAAAAGUUAUACACGGAAGUGUAAUCUUGAAACUCACAAGUGUAUUCGCCCAGGGGAGAAACUAUAUGUUUGUAUAGAAUGUGGGAAAAGCUUUACACAAAAGAGUAAUUUCAUUUAUCAUCAAAAGUCUCAUAGAAGGGAGAAACCUUCCUCAUGUACAGAGUAAAGAAUCUUCUCAAAUUGUAUUUGUGUUUAAUGAUGGAGAGAAACCGUACAGAAGAGUAAAGCGUAAGAUUAGUUUAAAGCAUUAUAGGGGUCUCCUAACCCUGCAAAUGAUUCCUACUGAGCCUAUUUAAGUCAUUGACUGGGCAUAAUGUGGAAAAUAUUUAAAUAAAAUAUCCAUCUGCUAAACCACCA
Molecule: messenger RNA, 1367 nt
Organism: Bombina bombina (fire-bellied toad)
Lineage: Eukaryota; Metazoa; Chordata; Amphibia; Anura; Bombinatoridae
Product: gastrula zinc finger protein XlCGF8.2DB-like
Exons: 2
Coding region: 34-1176 (380 amino acids)
Biological process (GO): regulation of transcription by RNA polymerase II
Molecular function (GO): DNA-binding transcription factor activity; RNA polymerase II cis-regulatory region sequence-specific DNA binding
Source: RefSeq, a predicted model, not a curated record